Colletotrichum phormii is the source of this 447-nucleotide messenger RNA. RefSeq lists its product as uncharacterized. Bases 1 to 327 code for a protein of 108 amino acids. NCBI's taxonomy places the organism in Eukaryota, Fungi, Ascomycota, Sordariomycetes, Glomerellales, Glomerellaceae. The record is from RefSeq and is a predicted model, not a curated record. The transcript has 2 exons.
AUGGGGUCUACACAAAAAAGCAGGGCUGGCACAUAUCAUGGGUUUCUUCUUCUUCUUCUUCUUCUUGGUCUGCAAAAGGAUUAUUGGCAGCAAGUAGCCAUCAAAAAAAACGAUGAUGGUUGGAGACGACAAACGUUCCACCUUACACAUCGUUCAGAAUGCGUACUCAUUUUCUGUGCGCACUUAGGAAAUUGGCCUUUCGUCUUCGUCUAUAUGUGCUGCGUUUUAAAAUAUCCGGGGAUUGUGACUCGUCCUGCGAAUGGUUCGCCGGUUGACAGAGGGAAAGGGCCGUCCCAUGUUUGCAAUGGAACAGCUCGAACAGCCUAAUCCCCGGGUUAUAGACAGAUAUGAGGCAAGCAGGGACAAGCAGGGAAUCACAAAACAGUGGUCGCAAUGCUUGUCCCAAAUUUGGCGUGCGAGUUUGGAAGCCGGGCAGAAUCUUUGUCC